AUGGAAGAGACCCAUGAAUUUCCAUUAAUUGAAAGAAGGGAAGAAGACAUAGAAGAUGAAUUGGUGAGUAAAGAAGAGGUAUUUGAUGAAGCAAAGAAGCAGAUAUACUUGAUAGGUCCACUAAUAGGUGUAACAAUCUUACAGUUCAUAGUGCAAGUUAUAUCAAUUAUGUUUGUUGGUCAUCUUGGGAAGCUGCCCCUCUCUAGUGCUUCACUUGCCACUUCCUUUGCUUCUGUUACUGGCUUUUAUAUCUUGCUAGGCAUGAGUAGUGCUUUGGAGACACUCUGUGGACAAUCUUAUGGAGCUAAAAAAUAUUCGAUGCUUGGCAUUUAUACACAAAGAGCCAUGACAACCCUUCUUGUGUGCUGCAUUCCACUAUCAGUUAUUUGGUAUUACACUACUGAUAUCCUAAUUUUCUGUGGCCAAGACCAUGAGAUAGCAAAGGGCGCAGGAACUUUCAACCAGUGGAUGAUCCCCAGCCUAUUUGGAUAUGGCCUAUUACAAUGCCUGAUUAGAUUCUUUCAAACUCAAAAUAUUGUUCUUCCUAUGGUCAUAACAUCCGGGAUCACAGCAAUUCUACAUGUUUUGGUGUGUUGGAUUCUUAUUUUUGGACUUGGAUUCGGCAUUAAAGGAGCUGCUUUGGCAAACAAUGUAUCGUAUUGGAUAAACUUUUUCUUAUUGGCAAUUUAUUUGAAGUUUUCUUCUGCUUGGAUGAAGACUUGGACUGGGUUUUCAAAGGAAGCAUUUCAUGACUUAUGGAAUUUUCUUAAGCUUGCUGUUCCUUCCACUUUUAUGAUUUGCCUCGAGUACUGGUCAUUCGAAAUGGUUGUACUCCUAGCAGGUCUUCUACCAAAGCCAAAACUUGAGACAUCUGUAUUAGCAGUAAGCCUAAACACAUGCUGGAUGGUCUAUAUGGUAUCUGUUGGCCUUGGCAGUGCCUUAAGCACAAGAGUAUCAAAUGAAUUAGGGGCUGGGCGUCCACGAGCUGCUCGGUUAGCCCUUUUUGUCAUGGUUAUAAUGUCAGUUUUAGAGGGCUUAGUAGUGGCAAUGGCUACUAUUUUAGUACGCUACUCUUGGGGGAGACUGUAUAGCAAUGACAAGGAAGUCAUUAGCUAUGUGGGAAAAAUGAUGCUGCUGCUUGCAGUUUCGGAUUUCUUAGACGGCUUUCAAUGUGUACUGUCUGGAGCUGCAAGAGGAUGUGGUUGGCAAAACAUGUGCUCAGUCAUAAAUCUUGGAGCAUAUUACUUUGUUGCACUCCCUUGUGCUUUGCUCUUUGCAUUUGUUCUGCGUAUUGGAGGAAUGGGACUUUGGAUGGGAAUAAUAUGUGGCCUACUAGUCCAAAAUAUAGUGCUUGUUAUUGUAAAUGUAUUUACUGAUUGGAGAAAUGAAGGAAGCAAAGCUUUGGCUAGAGUUUAAUGUUGCAGUACACUUAUGAAGUUGCGCUUAGUGUUUGUAACCAAUUGCAUAUCCUACCCUAUUUUUUGGUGGUCAUUUGGUUUAUCACAUUUGUCUAUUCUA
Messenger RNA from Amaranthus tricolor (Joseph's coat), 1518 nucleotides. RefSeq names its product protein DETOXIFICATION 16-like. Gene Ontology annotation, molecular function: xenobiotic transmembrane transporter activity; antiporter activity. The transcript is spliced from 8 exons. The coding region runs from base 1 to 1416 and encodes 471 amino acids. Gene Ontology annotation, cellular component: membrane. Gene Ontology annotation, biological process: xenobiotic detoxification by transmembrane export across the plasma membrane. Lineage: Eukaryota; Viridiplantae; Streptophyta; Magnoliopsida; Caryophyllales; Amaranthaceae. The record is from RefSeq and is a predicted model, not a curated record.